ACAACAAGAUGGCAACCCCAAAUAGAGCUGUCACUAUUAUCACUCUGGAAUUCAACCUGAUUCUAUUGUAUACUGGUGCUAUCCAAACAUGUACUGUUAAUAUACAACAGCCUUCCUUUCUAGAAGUUGACUACACUUGUAAAACAAUUACUAUACAAUGUGAUUUUUCUGUUAUCAACUGCCCUAAAUCGAACCCUAAAGUUCUAUGGUUUCGCCAAGAUGCUUACCACCAACCUGCAAAUUUGUGUCCAAAUCAAUGCCUAGACAAGGCCGGCAAAUUUACGAUAACUGAAUCACUGACCCAAAAUCAAGCUUCUCUCACCCUAAACACAGUAACUUUAAAUGACAGUGCAAUUUACUUCUGUGGAAUAGCAUUUUCAGAAUCAGAUGAACCAAGGUCUAAGCAAACAGGGCCAGGAACAAUGCUGGUGGUGAGAGGGACUAGACUGCUCAGCCAUGAAGUACAGAAUCUUCUGAUAGCCCUCUUAUCUCUGCUAUCCAUCUAUAUUGCUGCCCUAAGUGUGAUCUUCAUAGUCAUCUCCAAACAGUUAAAAUUGAAAAUGCCAAGGAAAACAGGAACUGAUGAAGAACCACCAAAGAAGAGAAGUGCUCGACAUGUUUUUCAGGAAAUUGCACAAGAAUUAUAUCACAAGAGAUAUGUGGAAACAAAACAACCAGAGAAAGAUGACAUCAUCUAUGAAAAUAGAAGAGCACAUUCCAACUUUUAAAGCUCAGCGAGGACUCUCUUACCUUUUAAAGCACUAGUUUUUCAAUGAAGCCACUGGAAAUUUUAUGCAAGAAGCUAUAUAUGCAGUAAACAACCUACACUGAUUAGAGAUUUUAAAAAUACUUUACAAAGCAACCAAAGCAAAAUUCAAAAAGAUAUCUUAGUAAUUUAAAAACACUUUGAAGAAAACUAACUAUUAUAAUAAAAAAAAACAAAAAGCUAUUUCCUAUCAUGAAUUUAUUAAAAAUUUGAAGAGGUUAAUUUUUUAAAGUCCAUUUAAAAAUUACAUUUCCUGUGUAUCAGUAGCAUUCUACCUAAGUGAGUUUUAAGAAAAUGAAAAAGUAGGUGAAAUAAUAUGACAGAGUCAAGUUAAUUUUGCCAGACAAUGUUAUAAAUGGGCAACUGACUAAACAAUAAAUAUUACAGCAGAGUUCUACAUUUUUAUGGAGGGGAAGGGGUCUAGUUUCAAAGUAUUAACUACAUUGUACCAAAAAGAAACAAGGCAUCCUUCUGUCAGGUAAGUAUGUCUCUGAGUCAAGAAGGUCCAAGUUCAAGUAGUAACUUUGAUGCAUAUAUAUAUAGGAAAGUUGCUAAUUGCUUUCCCUUUACCAAUGGAAUCAUAGGAUAAUAGGAGUAACAGAUCUCAAGCUGCAAUCAUCAAAAUAAUCUGGUACUGGCUAAGAAAUAGAGCAAUAAAUCAGUGGAAUGGAAUAGCUACACAAUACAUAGUAGUAAAUGCCUAUGGAUCCAAGCUUUUGGGAGAAGAAAUCACUAUUUAACAAAAACUGCUGGAAAAACUGG
Monodelphis domestica (gray short-tailed opossum) is the source of this 1528-nucleotide messenger RNA. RefSeq names its product immunoglobulin superfamily member 6 (gene IGSF6). The record is from RefSeq and is a predicted model, not a curated record. NCBI's taxonomy places the organism in Eukaryota, Metazoa, Chordata, Mammalia, Didelphimorphia, Didelphidae.